AUGAGCCAAGCGGCCGCGACGGACCCCUCGCCGGCCCCAACCUCUCCUCCGUCCUUCUCCGAAGACGCAGCGGGAACAAACACCAGCAACACUACAACGACGACCACCACCGCGACGGCGUCGCCAGCCCUGCAGCAUCAGCAGCAGCUAGACGAGGCCACGCCACCGACGGAUCAGGAGGUCCACGAGAUCACCACCACGCUCGCAGCAGCCGCAGCCGCCAAGGAUCCGGCCGCCGCCGCCGCUACUAUCACUACUACUGCUGCUCCUGCAGCUGCGAGUUCGUCGGGUGCCGCGCCCAAAGGUAUAUCCGCCACCACUACUGCUGCUACUAGCGAGACGAACGACAACAACGACGACACCAACGACAACGGUAACCCCAACCCAGAGGGUAUCCUGAUCCUCGACGACGACGACGAGGUUACGAGCUACUGGGAUGCUGGAGCCAUGGCUCCCCUCAACUCAGUCUCUGCGGCGGCCAUCGCACGCCUGAGACGAUAUGUACCGCCCGCAUUCCCGCUCUGGGACCGACUCCCAGUGAGCCGCCGAGCGGCCGUUUUGAUUCUACUCUACGCCGACCGCAGGGGCGACUUGCGCGUCGUCAUCACGAUGCGCGCGGCCAGCCUGCGUAGCUUCUCCGGGCACGCCGCGUUCCCUGGAGGCAAGGCGGAUACGCUGCAAGAAACACCAUACGAAAUCGCAAGAAGAGAAGCAUGGGAGGAAAUCGGCCUGCCCAUGGACGACGCCCGCAUCCCGAAACCAUUCAAGAUCGAACCCCUCUGCUACCUCCCCUACAACCUCGCCCGCACAGAACUCGUCGUCCGCCCCUGCGUCGCCUUCCUCCACGCCGACGAGGACCCGGACGAAGAUGACCCGAGCCCGCUCGUCGAGGAGCGCAUGAUCCCGCGCCUGGACGCCAAAGAAGUCGCAGCCGUCUUCUCCGCGCCCUUUCAGAAUUUCCUUCGCGCCAAGGACGCAGACCUCCCCUCAUCGUCGCUGUCGUCCAAGGUUCUACCGCCGGGCCACUGGUACGACGGCAGCUGGAUCCAAUGGAAAGAGCACCCCUGGCGCGUACACAACUUUUAUGUCCCCGUAGACGACCAGCGCGUCACGACGCCGGGGAACGCGAUGGAGGUGGAUCAUCCGCAGAGUAACCUCGCCGAGAAGCUCGAAGAGGAAAAAGAUAAAGAGGGUGGCGGGCGGUUUAAAGUGUGGGGUCUGACGGCGCAUAUGCUCGUCGACUGUGCGCGGAUCGCGUACGGGAAGGAUCCCGAGUUUGAGUGUAACGAGCACUUUGGCGAUGAGGAGAUUAUUUUGCAGGCGGAGAGGGAGGGGAGUCUGGUGGAGAAGAAGAGGAAGAGGGAUGAGACUACCGCGACUAGUACGACGACCGCGGAGGAUGGGAGGGGGGAGAAGGCGGAGCCUGCGAAGAUGUAA
Colletotrichum godetiae is the source of this 1437-nucleotide messenger RNA. RefSeq names its product NUDIX hydrolase domain-like protein. The transcript has 3 exons. Gene Ontology annotation, biological process: coenzyme A catabolic process. The record is from RefSeq and is a predicted model, not a curated record. NCBI's taxonomy places the organism in Eukaryota, Fungi, Ascomycota, Sordariomycetes, Glomerellales, Glomerellaceae. Gene Ontology annotation, molecular function: coenzyme A diphosphatase activity. The coding region runs from base 1 to 1437 and encodes 478 amino acids.